Messenger RNA from Seriola aureovittata, 3412 nucleotides. RefSeq names its product myosin, light chain kinase 5 (gene mylk5). The record is from RefSeq and is a predicted model, not a curated record. Gene Ontology annotation, biological process: protein phosphorylation. The transcript has 17 exons. The coding region runs from base 432 to 3050 and encodes 872 amino acids. NCBI's taxonomy places the organism in Eukaryota, Metazoa, Chordata, Actinopteri, Carangiformes, Carangidae. Gene Ontology annotation, molecular function: protein kinase activity; ATP binding; protein binding.
GUGUGUCUAUUAGCCAUGAUAAUAAAGAGAGGGGUCUGAGUAGUGGGUGGGGGGAUCAUGCGUUACAGUGACUUUAAGGAGAGAUAAGGAGAGACCUGCCCAUUCUGAAAUGGCCAAAGUAAAAGAGAAAGAUUUCUGAUGUAGGUGGAGUUAGUGUAGAUCGUGGGAGGGUGAGAAAAGAGGACUCAAACAUGUGCUGAGAAGUGUGAAGAGUGGGGGCAGAGCAGCACUGGCUUUGAGAGAGAGAGAAAGAGAAAGAAAGAGAGUGAAAGAGAGAAAGAGAGAGAAAGAGAGAGGCUUAUUGGUUUUACACAGAAUCAAGUUGCAGAGGCCCAUACAGCAGUGACAGAGAAAGGAAGUGUGAUAAUCAGCUUGGGAAAUGACUCUUUAAAGUUGUUCUGCUCAGAGACCGGGGCUGCUCUUAAACAGACAUGAAUGGUGAUGGCUGCAAACAGCGUUAUGUGUCAACCUUCAGGAUACAGAUCAAACCACCACGUGCAUCAUCUGCACCAGGGAAUGGGCCGGGAACUAUUGACACCGCGGUCAAAUGUACUGAUACAGGGUCUCUCAGCCUCUCGUCAUGUAAACGUCUGGACCCACCCGUCUUCAUAGAGCCUCUGCAGGACUGCAGCGUGGACGAAGGAAGUGACAUCACACUACGUGGAGUUCUCAAGGGAAGUCAGCCUAUCAAAGUGUCAUGGUUGCACAAUGGUGAAGUGGCCCGCUUUGGGAAACAUUCUUUCGAUGGCAGGGACGUGAGCUUUGUGGUGACGGAGUGCCUGCCGGAAGAUGCUGGUGCCUACACCUGUUUGGCGGAAAACAGUGCAGGGAAGACGUCCUGCUGCGCUGCCGUGUUCGUCAGAGACUUUGAAACUAUCUGUGGUAUGCACAGUCACAUCUCAAAGAUCCCCACUUCUGCAUCCAAGAGCAUUAUGGAAAACGGAAUGUCACCACAGUCUCCCAAAGAUGAGCGACAGGAAUUCAGACGGUCUCUUUGUACCUCCGAUACAGGGUCUGAUAAGCAGAGUCCAGUCUCCUCUCCAAGAGAAGUCAUCCCAAAGAAGAGAGCCAACUCAGGGAAAGGUCCAGCAUUACACUUUGAAAACCCUCCACAGCACCUCGAGGUGAAGGUGGGACAGACCGCCCGUGUGACGUGCUUUUUCACCGGCAGCCCUCCUGUGGUGUCCUGUUGGAUCAGAAACAAAGAGCAGAUAGUGGAUGGUCCAGAGCUGCGGACAGAAAACACAGAUCGAAGCAGCACACUGGUUAUAGCAGAGACGAAACCACAGCACACAGGCAGCUACACUAUUGCAGUGAGAGACCGCAAGAGUUCAGCACAACACACGCUCACUCUUUCUGUAAUAGAGAGGCCGCAGCCUCCUGCCUCUUCCCCUGUCAUCUCCCGUGUCUCUGCCUCCAGCCUUGUGCUGUCCUGGUCGGGCCCCUGCUACGACGGUGGCAGUGUCGUCCUGGGUUAUGUGAUCGAGGCGAAGAAGCAAGGACGUGCUGAGCCUGGGGAGUGGAGCGAGCUAACCUCCCAGUGUAAGAGUACUUCAUACAGAGUGAGUUCUGGGCUGCAGCCUCACAAGGAAUACCGUUUCAGAGUGAGGGCCUACAACACCGUGGGAGCAAGCGAACCAGGACCAGUGUCGCCAGUGGUUAGGAUGGAGCAGAAAGAUUUAGACAAACCACAAGAAGAGGAGGCCUCUCAAGCCUAUACCUCUGUCACCAUCGACUCUACCCACAAAGUCACAGAUCACUACAAUCUGCAGGAGAAACUGGGAAUGGGAAAGUUUGGCCUGGUAUUCAAGCUAACACACAAAGAGACAGGACGUGUGUGCGCUGGGAAGUUCUACAAAGGCCGACGUGCCAAGGAGCGGGAGGCUGCUCGUAAAGAGAUAGAGCUGAUGAACUAUCUCCACCACCCCAAACUGGUUCAGUGUCUGGCGGCCUAUGAUCACAAGCCUGAGAUGGUCAUGGUCAUGGAGUUUAUCGCAGGUGGGGAACUGUUUGAACGUAUUGUGGAUGACAGCUUUGAGCACACAGAGCCUGCCAGUGUGCGCUACAUGCAGCAGAUCCUGCAGGGGAUUGACUACAUGCAUCAGCAAAACAUUCUCCAUCUGGACCUCAAACCUGAAAACAUUGUGUGUGUUGACACCACCGGCACCUCCAUAAAAAUCAUUGAUUUCGGAUUAGCCAGCAAGCUUGACGGCAACACGCCUCUGAAGGUGAUGCAUGGGACUCCAGAGUUUGUGGCGCCUGAAGUGAUCAACUAUGAACCUGUUUGUUUGGCCACUGACAUGUGGAGCAUUGGGGUCAUCUGCUACAUACUACUGAGCGGCGAGUCUCCAUUCCAGGGAAACAGCGAUGCAGAGACCCUGGCCUUGGUCACAGCUGCCCAGUGGGAGUUUGAUGAGGACAGCUUUGAUGAGAUAACAGACGAGGCCAAGAAUUUCAUCAGCUCCCUGCUCAACAAGGACACCAGGCGGAGGAUGUCCUGUGAAGAGGCCCUUGCCCACCCUUGGAUGGCAGCAUUUGACUCUGGAGAUCUUGCUGCCACAAAGUGUCUGUCUAAGGAAAAGAUGAAGAGGUUUCUAGCCAGGCAGAAGUGGAAGAAAGCAGGUAAGGCCAUGCUUGCCCUGAAGAGAAUGGCUUUACUCUCCAAGAGUGACAGCUCUGGAUCUCCUACCAGCCCUGGAGGAGACUCACCCCUAAGCCCAGAAGCAGAGCAUGCCCUACAGUCUCUGGAGCAGAAGAUGCAGGGGCCACCCCAGUUCACCCAGAGCCUGGAGGACCAGACGGUAGCUCAGGGAUCCAGUGUCCGUCUCUCAUGUCACCUGACAGGAUACCCCGAUCCAGAGGUGGUGUGGCUGUGUGGGGAGGAGCCUGUAGUGGAGUCAUCCACGGUGCAGAUAGAGUACGAGGAAGACGGCCACUGUACCCUGGUCAUCGCCAAAGUUGGCACUGUGGACACCAAUGUUUACACCUGUAGAGCCACCAAUGACCACGGGGAGACAUUCUGCUCAGCCAACCUCACUGUUCAACAGUAGAUUCAUUAUAUCUAUGUAGGCAUACUAUACAGGACAGAGAUAUACAGUAAAUGUAUUAUUAAUGUUCUUGAGUGCCACGAACAGUUGUACUAUUCAUUAUUGCUUUGAUACAAACGGGGGCCAAACUCUCUGUGGCUGAAAAUAUAUAACGUAUGUAUUACUGUACAAAAUGUAUGAACAGAUGAAUAUUGUUACAGAGCUAUAAGCAUUAUUUCUUCAUGGGACUAGGAUGUGGUUUUACACUGUCUUAAACCACAAAUGUAUUUCUUACUUUGGCUCAUGGGUGAAUAAGUUUAAGACUCCCUUUCAAACCUGUCCCCUGGCAAUAUGAAUAAAUGAAGAUAUUCCUUUUGAAAAGAAAA